Eruca vesicaria subsp. sativa (arugula) is the source of this 441-nucleotide messenger RNA. NCBI's taxonomy places the organism in Eukaryota, Viridiplantae, Streptophyta, Magnoliopsida, Brassicales, Brassicaceae. The record is from the annotation of a GenBank genome assembly.
AUGAAAGCUAGAUUCAAGGUGGAAAAAGGUGAUGGUAAGAGAAAAGUUGACGUCUCGGUGUCAGAGAAUCCCAGAAAAUACAGAGGCGUGAGGCAGAAACGGUGGGGUCCUUCACGGCAGAGAGAAGGAAUUCUUAGUCCGCACUCGGAUUUGGUUAGGGACAUUCGCUACGGCGGAGGAAGCUGGUAUCACUUACGAUUGAGCCGCGAUUCGUCUCAUGGAUCACAACGCGCAGAUGAAUUCUCCUCCAGUCCUCCUUCGCCGUUUAUCGAUCUAAAAACGGUUUCCAGCUGCGAUUCGGGGAAUCAAAACCUUUGUUCUUUGAUUCAAGUCAAAAAGGAGACAGAGUAUCAGACGGACCUGGAGAGAGAACCAAUUGAUCUAGCGGCAGAGGUGAAGCCGACCGUGGGAGAUCAUAUAGGUUGCUCAUGGUGGACGUGA